AUGCUUGAAUUUAAUGGUAAUAGAUUAAUCAUACCUUAUAAUGAACUUCAAAAUAUUAGAAUUUUGAAUGAAGGUGGGUUUGGCAAAAUUUAUCAAGCCAUUUGGGUGAAUAAGUUAGGAGUGGAAAGAAAGGUAGCGCUCAAGUAUUUAAAAUCUUCAAAAGGUUAUUCUAUAGAUAUUGUAAAUGAGUUAAUUUCAUUUGAAAUAACACGUUUUGACAAUUACAUUUUACAUUAUUACGGCCUUACCCUUACGGAAUAUUCGAGAUCGCAAAAAAUUUAUAUAGUGAUGGAAUAUGCUGAAGGUGGAAACUUGUCAGAUAGCCAGUCAGAAAGUUAUAAAGAUAUUUUGUGGCAAAAGAGACUCGCAAGACUACAAUCAAUUAUAAUAGGGCCAACAGUGACUGCACCAAAAACAGGCGCCAUCUUAAUCAUCGCAAGUGCAUCUCUUUCUCCUUCUAAAAGAAAUCUUGGAAUUCAUGGCCACUUGGGCGGAAUAACUAUUCUGCAAUCAUCAGGACUAAUCAUUUUGACAAGACUAGAAUAUUAUCUAAAAGUUAGCUAG
Molecule: messenger RNA, 564 nt
Organism: Dentiscutata erythropus
Lineage: Eukaryota; Fungi; Glomeromycota; Glomeromycetes; Diversisporales; Gigasporaceae
Source: the annotation of a GenBank genome assembly